Protomyces lactucae-debilis is the source of this 1584-nucleotide messenger RNA. Its product is annotated as Alpha/Beta hydrolase protein. Bases 1 to 1584 code for a protein of 527 amino acids. The record is from RefSeq and is a predicted model, not a curated record. Gene Ontology annotation, biological process: lipid metabolic process. NCBI's taxonomy places the organism in Eukaryota, Fungi, Ascomycota, Taphrinomycetes, Taphrinales, Protomycetaceae. The transcript has 2 exons.
AUGCGCUUCGCUCAUUUAAUCUUGCAAGCUCUCUAUGCACGCCCCUCCGACUCGGCUGACCGACUUGCUACUCUCUUGUCUGCAGUGCCUGUCGGGCAUCAGCGCAUUGCAGAGAACAAAGCGGUCGAGACGAGCAGCCCAUCGUCGCACUUACACUAUGUCGCCCUCCAUGGUCUCUUUGCCAGAACGCCCGCCGACUUCCUGGAGACCCAAAGACUCGUCCGUCGACUACAUUUAAUUGACCUGCCGCUCAUCAACAGCAGCGUGCCAUUAUUCAAUAACAGUACGACGAUCAAUUCGACGAACGCCAAUGUCACGGCCAUUAGUAAAGCUGCUUCGGCAGAUGGUCUCAAUGCAAUCUUUGGUCAGGAACCGAAAACUCCAAUCGGUAAAGGGGAAGCUUCAGUGCAGCCGGGUCAAUCUACAGCACGAGUCAAUCCAGCGCAAGUUCCAAUACCGGGCGACCUUCGAACAAUUUCAGAUGCGACAUACACAACUUUGCUACGCUAUGCCAAAUUUUGCUCCGCCACCUAUGUUGCAUCAUGUGGAAGUCCAAACGGCGCCGAGCUGAUUCAACAAUUCGGGCAGAAUGCUGGGCAACAGACUUCAAGUAUGCUUUCCGCAGGCUAUAUCGCACAAGAUGACACCAAUCGAGAGUUUAUUGUUGCGUUCCGCGGUGAUCCAUUCAUGCAUGGUCUUUCUUGCGUGAAACUGGACGACCAGCGGACCAGCUUUGUUCAAGCUUCGACUGCGAUGCCCAUGGUCAACUUUAAAGCGCCUACAGAAGCUGCCAUCAACAGUGACAUCCUGGCUGCCUUUAUUUUGCAGUACACUGAGCUCGACCAACUCAUUCAGGCAGCUCUAGCAAACAAGAAGGGCUAUGGCAUCACCUUCACUGGGCACGGAAUUGGUGGUUGCUUUGCCUUGCUAUCGGCUAUUGCUUUCAGUGGAAGUCUAUCUGGGAGUGUGGCGAUACAGACCAUCACCUAUGGUGCACCCCGCGUUGGCAAUCUUGCCCUUGCCAAUUACAUCGACUCUCUCUUCCAGGUCAAUGGCCAAGCUCGUUAUCUACGCAUCACGCAUGGUUCAGAUAUCAUGCCCAUUGUUCUGAACCGCAAAUCAGGCUAUGUGCAUGCUGGCGUUGAGAUAUUCCAAUCCAAUGAAACGGUCGGUGGCAGAGGCGUCUUCCAAUGUAGUGGAGAGGAGGAUCGCCGAUGCAGUGGGUCGAAGACCACUUUUGCCAUGCCUGUACCUCAAGCCGCUUUCAGUCCGUCGUCUGUUGCCGCUACGCCUCCUGUCCCCGGCGCUGUUCCUGAAGAUCCGGCAUCGCAAGUAUUGCCCGCAAGUGCUUCGCCGCCAAUGGCAGUUCAGAGCCCUGAGCCCGUCUUUAUUGAUCCGGCAAGGCCAGAACGACAAUCAUGCCAGACUUGUCGAGGAACAGAGUGCAUCGAUUGUUACUAUGACACGGUAGACACCUUAGGUGACGACGGCAUUGACCAAAACAUUCAGAAGAUCAUCCCUGGUCAGCCCAUCGCACCAAAGGUUGCGAGCCAAGGGUCCUCAGAGCGCGAUCGCUUCGUAUGA